Messenger RNA from Echinops telfairi (small Madagascar hedgehog), 3040 nucleotides. RefSeq names its product kelch like family member 31 (gene KLHL31). Lineage: Eukaryota; Metazoa; Chordata; Mammalia; Afrosoricida; Tenrecidae. The transcript is spliced from 3 exons. Gene Ontology annotation, cellular component: nucleus; cytoplasm. Gene Ontology annotation, molecular function: protein binding. The record is from RefSeq and is a predicted model, not a curated record. Gene Ontology annotation, biological process: negative regulation of protein phosphorylation. Bases 182 to 2086 code for a protein of 634 amino acids.
UGCGGGGCUUGUCAGGUGGCUGCUGGUGCUUCCCCACCGAAUUGGCCUUCUCUCCCCCCUCUCUCUGUCUCUCUACAGAUCACUUCCCAAGAGGAGCCUGCUGCUAGAACGUUUGUCAUCACAGCUCAGGAAGUUCCUUCACACAGAGGCAACCUUUGCCUGUGACGGUGUGCUUGCCAACAUGGCACCCAAAAAGAAGACAGUCAAAAAGACCAAAGGCGACAUUAAUGAGAUGACCAUCAUCGUGGAAGACAGUCCCCUAGCCAAACUAAAUGCUUUGAACGGGCUCCUGGAAGGAGGCAAUGGCCUUAGCUGCAUUUCUUCUGAGCUAACAGAUGCUUCCUAUGGCCCCAACCUCCUGGAAGGUCUAAGUAAAAUGCGGCAGGAGAGCUUCCUUUGCGACUUAGUCAUUGGCACCAAAACCAAAUCCUUUGAUGUGCACAAGUCGGUGAUGGCUUCCUGCAGUGAGUACUUUUACAACAUCCUGAAAAAAGACCCAUCCACUCAAAGGGUGGACCUCAACGACAUCGCCCCGCUGGGCCUGGCCACCGUCAUUGCCUAUGCCUACACGGGGAAGUUGACUCUCUCCCUGUAUACGAUAGGAAGCAUCAUUUCCGCUGCCGUUUAUCUUCAGAUCCACACGCUUGUAAAGAUGUGCAGUGAUUUUCUGAUACAGGAGAUGAGUGUUGAGAACUGCAUGUACGUUGCUAACAUUGCUGAAACGUACUCCCUGAAGAACGCAAAAGCCGCCGCCCAAAGAUUUAUCCGGGAUAACUUCCUUGAAUUUGCAGAAUCAGAGCAGUUUAUGAAACUUACCUUCGAGCAAAUUAACGAACUCCUCAUAGAUGAUGAUUUACAGUUGCCUUCUGAAAUAGUAGCAUUCCAAAUUGCUAUGAGAUGGCUAGAAUUUGACCCAAAGAGAGUGAAAUACGCUGCAGAUCUUCUGAGCAAUAUUCGCUUUGGUACCAUCUCUGCUCAGGACCUGGUCAGUUAUGUUCAGUCUGUACCAAGAAUGAUGCAAGACGCAGAUUGUCACAAACUUCUAGUAGAUGCUAUGAACUACCACUUACUUCCUUAUCAUCAAAACACACUGCAGUCUAGACGCACAAGAAUCCGAGGGGGCUGCCGAGUCCUGGUCACCGUUGGGGGACGACCAGGCCUGACUGAGAAGUCUCUCAGCCGUGACAUCUUGUACAGAGACCCUGAAAAUGGAUGGAGCAAGCUGACAGAACUGCCAGCCAAGAGUUUUAAUCAGUGUGUGGCUGUGAUGGAUGGGUUUCUUUAUGUGGCUGGUGGUGAAGACCAGAAUGAUGCAAGAAAUCAAGCGAAGCAUGCGGUCAACAACUUCUGCAGGUACGACCCCCGCUUCAACACCUGGAUACACCUGGCCAGCAUGAGCCAGAAACGCACCCACUUCAGCCUGAGCGUCUUCAACGGGCUGCUCUACGCCGCGGGCGGCCGCAACGCCGAGGGCAGCCUGUCGUCGCUGGAGUGCUACGUGCCCUCCAGCAACCAGUGGCAGCCCAAGGCGCCCCUGGAGGUGGCCCGCUGCUGCCACGCCAGCGCCGUGGCCGACGGCUGCGUGCUGGUGACCGGCGGCUACAUCGGCAACGCGUACUCGCGCUCCGUCUGCGCCUACGACCCGGCCGCCGACGCGUGGCAGGAGCGGCCCGCCCUGAGCACGCCCCGCGGCUGGCACUGCGCCGUCACGCUGGGCGACAGGGUGUACGUGGUGGGCGGCAGCCAGCUGGGGCCGCGCGGGGAGCGCGUGGACGUGCUCACGGUGGAGGCGUACAGCGCGGCGGCCGGCCGCUGGAGCUACGCGGCGCCGCUGCCCGUGGGCGUGAGCACCGCGGGCGCGUCGGCGCUGCACGGCCGCGCCUACCUGGUGGGCGGCUGGAACGAGGGCGACAAGAAGUACAAGAAGUGCAUCCAGUGCUUCCACCCCGAGCUCAACGAGUGGACGGAGGAGGAGGAGCUGCCCGAGGCCACGGUGGGCGUGUCCUGCUGUACCCUGGCCAUGCCCAACCACGUGACCCGGGAAUCCCGGGCCAGCUCGGUGUCCUCCGUGCCCGUCAGUAUCUGAACCCAGGUAGAUGGAGGGCGGGGGACCGCGCAGGAAGCGCUGGUAUUUAUUGGUAGAGCCACGUGGGUAACCACUGAGGUAGCGAAAAGGAAAUAUGUAACAUUUACUACAGUGAUUUUAUUUGAAAAUAUGCGGGGGUUGGGGGGGGCAUGUGUCUUGAUGGUUGUAAAUUGCUGGUAUGGCAUAAUCUACCUCGAAGUCUUUUAUGUCCUUUUUUUUGUUGUUGAGCAAGCUACAGGGCCAUAGCCAACACAGGAGAGACACAAUUUUAGCGGCCACUGGGUGGCGGACGGAAUUCGAUGUGGGCACUCUUCCAAGGUGGCCAGUUCCCUAAACGUAUCGCAGUCACAGCCCCAUCAAAGAUGUUUUGCUUCCGUUGAAGAUUUUCUUUUUAUAUAAUCGUACUCCUGGACUUUUACAUGAGGAAACUAUUUCACGUGCAGUUUAUCUUCCUCGCUUUUCUUCCUUAAGAAGUUGAGGAUACUCAUUUUUAGAUUUUAUUUCUUUAAACCUCAGAGCCCAUCCACGUUCAUAAAAACUCGAGAAAACGUAAUUCUCUCUUUCAACCAAGGCUUUCAACCCGUUGGAAUUGGGUAAGUCAUGGCCAACUACGGAAACCUGGGACAGACCCAAAUGGUUAAAAUCUAGGGGAUCUGGAAGAGGAAAUUUUACAGGCUGAAGCCCUAGACUGGAAGACUCGGUGCGCGAGUCCACUGCGUGACAGUGGAUGGCUGCCUGUACCGCAGAGAGAGGCACACACUGAAAGGGGGUUCUGCUGGGCCUGGCUGGCUGUCUUCUUUGAGCCUGGCACAGUUGUCUUCAAUUCAGCCACUCAAGAAAUUUGGUUGCUAUGCAACAGGCACAGUUGCCCUUGUUUUCUAAGGGGCAGAUGAGGUCUAACUAUCGACCUGUAAUUUCUUCCAUUCUCAUUAACAUCCUGAUUCACCUACAUGG